GCAGAGUUCGCGGAGAGGGGGUUAAAGGAAGCGCUGAGUUCGGAGCCGCAGCAGCGAGUUGUUUAUGUGUGUGUUUGUUUGUUUGUUUGUUUGUGUUUACCGGCAGGUUUUAAUCCGCUGCUGUGGAUCACUACAUCAUUUACACCAGUUCAAUGUGCAUCUGCUUUACUCUGUGGAUCUGAUCGUUAUAAAGCAGCCAGGGAACGUGUCAAACUCAGAAUGGCGCAGUGGGAGCGUCUGAAGCAGCUUGACUUGGUGUGUCUGCAAAAGUUAGAUGAGCUGUACCACUCUAACGCUCUGCCCAUGGAUGUGAGAGAAUAUCUCGCUUAUUGGCUAGAAGAGCAGGAUUGGGAAGGGGCUUCUUGGGACUCGUCCCGGGCCGUGGUCCUGUUCCAGAUCCUGUUGGAGAACCUGGAUAAUCAGUACAGCCGAUUUGUGCAGGAAAGUAAUUUCCUCAUGCACCGUAAUUUCCGUCACUUCAAACAACAGUUUCAGCAGAGGUACCAGGAAGAUCCGUGCAGAUUGGCCGAAACCAUCAACUGGUUCCUGAUUAAAGAGCGAGAGAUUCUGGAGGCUGCAGAGCUGCCACAGGAAGUGCAGAUGUUACAGGUUCAGCCAAACUCCAUUGAGUCGGAAACUCAGAAAAACCUAGAGAAGAGCAUCCGAGAUUUUAAGAACAAAGUUCAGGCCAUGGAGCACUCACUGAGGUGUUUGGAGGAGCAGCAGGAUGAGUUUGACUUCAAAUACCAGACGCACAAGAUGGAUGGAACGACAGAUGAAGCAGAGAAAAACGAGCAGAUAAACGUGCUGAAAGUGAUGCUCAACAGACUCAACAACGCUAGAAAGUCGUUCCUCUUUGAGACGGAGUCUCUGCUGGAGACUGCUCAUCGUCUCCUGAGAAUCCUGUUGGAGGAGCUGAAUGAGUGGAAACGCAGGCAGCAGGUCUCCUGCAUCGGGGCUCCAGAAGAUACCAACCUGGAACCUCUGGAGAAGUGGUUCACUGCCAUGGGGGACGGAAUGAUCCAACUGCGUAAGUUCCUGCAGAAACUGGAGGAGCUUCAGGGCAAGUUGUCUUAUGAUGAAGAUCCCAUCAAGACCCAAAGACCAGUCCUACAGGAACAAGUGGACACACUGCUAACUGCUCUGCUGAAGAGCGCUUUCGUGGUGGAGACGCAGCCCUCCAUGCCUCAGGGUCGGGGUCCCCUAGUCCUGCGCACCAGCGUCCAGUUCUCAGUCAAAACCAGGUUUCUCUUUAAGGUUCCUGAACUGAACCACGCCAUGAAAGUGUCAGCGUCCAUUAACAUGGACGCUCCGAAUGUGAAAGGAUAUCGCAAGUUCAACGUUCUGGGGACGUCCAGUAAAGCUUUAAACAUGUCCGAGAGCAUGAACGGUGGGAUGGUGGCGGAUUUCAGACAUUUGACGCUGAAAGAACGUAAGGUUGGAUCAGGAGGGAAGAGUAACAGUGACCUGUCCCUCAGCGUGACUGAGGAGCUCCACACCAUACAGUUCAACACGCAGUUCGACCUGCACGGCCUGUCUGUCCCUCUGGAGACCUGCUCUCUGCCUGUGGUGGUGAUCUCCAACUCCAGCCAGCAGCAGAGCGCCUGGGCUUCUGUACUGUGGUUCAACAUGCUGUCUACUGACCACAAGAACCUGGUGUUCUUUGCGAGUUCUCCCGUAGCGACCUGGUCACAGCUGGGGCAGAUGUUGAGCUGGCAGUUCCAGUCGUGUGCUAAGCGAGGCCUGGACACAGAUCAGCUUCAGACUCUUGCACAGAAGUUUUUUGGAAAACAAGACAAUUACGAGAACUGUAAAAUAUCCUGGACCCGAUUCAGCAAGGAGAACAUUCCUGGGCAGAACUUCACGCUGUGGGUUUGGCUGGAUGGGAUUCUGAACCUGGUGAAGCUUUACCUGGCCAAUUUGUGGGAGGAUGGAUCCAUCAUGGGUUUUGUGAGUAAAGGCACGGAGAAGGUUCUGCUGAAGAAGAAGCAGGGUGGAACAUUCCUCCUGCGCUUCAGUGAAAGCAUCAGAGACGGAGGGAUCACGUUCAGCUGGGUGGAAUACUCUAACACAGGUAAACCCAACGUGAGGACGGUGCAGCCCUUCACCAGCUUUGACCUCAAGCAGAUUCCUUUCCCUGAGAUCCUGCGCAACUUUCAGAUCAUGGAGGCGGAGAACGCUCCGGUGUACCCACUGCAGUUCCUGUACCCCAACACCCCGAAAGACCAGGCCUUCGGCAAGUACUACAACGAGAAGACCGGAGAGGAAAGCCCGUACAUUAAAUACAUUAAAACCAAGCUGGUCUUUGUUUCUAAAGAGAAUGGGUGUACGAGCGCAUCUGAAGGCCCAGCGCCUGAUCUGUGUGCUCAGCACAACGACCCUGAUUCUCCUCCUGAGGUGAACGGAGACGUGAGCGAAGAUGUUCUGCUGCAAGGUCUGGAGAAUUCCCCCAUGCUCUCUGUCUAUGACGACUGUCCGACUCCGCUCAGCAGCGACCUGGAAACUUCCCUCAGCAGCAGUCCGAGUGAUUUCCUGGACACUCUGGACUUCAUCACGGAUCCUUUGUCAGAUAUUCCACUGAAGAGCUCCCACGGUUCCGGACUCUUCAUGGACCUGCUCUCUGAGGACAUUUUUCUGAACGACCCCAAUCUCCUGAACGGUGUGAACAUUCAGGGGGAGUAGGACAAACUUUCUGCUUUCAUCAUUUCAUUGUGUUAAUUCUCUCUUUUCUCUCAAAAAAAAAAAAAAAAUCAUCCUGUGCACUUUCAGUACUUUUUUUACCUUCUAACGCUGUCCUGUGGUACGAUCCGCCGCACAUCAGCUGCUGGGGCCAAACGAUUGGAGAGGAAAAAAUGAAUGACCCAUUAGAGUGUUUUCAGUGGUUUUUUCCACCAGACAGUGUAACUCAGAUCAGUAAAUAAACCAUGUCUAGUCUAUUUCUUGAGAAAAUAUUUCCUGUGCCUGUGUUUAAUGGACAGGGAUGUGGGUGGAGCUAACAGAAUACUGAUUCAUUAGAGAUGGUUUAUAUUCGUUUAAAGUAGAUUAAAGUGAAGUGAAACUGAGAGGUGAAGGCACGAAGGGAAGCUGGACGAUGAGCCGGUCAGCACAGUCUAACAUCCUUGUUAACUGUCCUCCUGCUGGACACCCAUGGGUUCUGCAGGAUUCCUGAUCAGACGUUUGUGUUGGCUUCUGCAGUUAUGAUUACACCUAGUGGUCAAAAGUGGGAACUGCACCAAGCACUAAGUGAUGCAGAGUGCUUUCCCUGAAUGAGAUCAAAUCAACAGAGCAUCAGUUAAUAUCUGCUGCUCACAGUGUGGUCAGGCAUUACUGCCCCACUGGAUGUAGUGCACUAUCUAGUGCACUCUAUAUAUGCUCACUACAUAGGGUGUAUAGGCUGUGGCACUGUAGUAAAGCUCUACAUAGUGCACUAUAUGCUUAUUUUGCAUAAGUUUUGACCCCCACUGACACCUCCAACAUCCCAUAAUAUUUAACAUAACAUAAGAGUGAAGAUCGUUCCUUGAUUACAGAUGAAAACACAGAGAAUAUUUCACAACCGCAGAGUAGUGACCAAGAGGCCAAGAGGAAGCUCAAACAUUGAACUUUAAGUCAGGUUUGAAUCUGAGAGCAGAACCUUCUCAGGUCUGAUGAGGCAGAAACUGGACCUUUGUGUCCAUGAACAACGCACUAAAGCCUUCACAUGAAGCACAAAGGUGUUUGGCCUCUCAGUUGCUUAGUAUAGUAUAACAGUAUAACAGUAUAGUAACCUCAGUACUUCAUACAGUAACCGUAAUCACAGUAACCAGACCGCUCUGCGCUACCUGCUGGAAAAGAAGUGGAAACACUGAUGUGUGGCUGUGACUGAGACUUCAUCACCGUCGUCCUUACCUCUCUCUCUCUCUCUCUGCCUUUUCUUUUCUUUUCUCUUCUUUUCUUUUCUUGUCAUUUUAAGUCAUUUUCAUUUAGAAAGUUUUGCCUAUUUUUUUUGCCAAUGUUUUUUUUUCUUCUUUUUUCUUUCUCCUUUUCUGUUGCAUAUUGUUUUUUUUCCCCCUUUUUCUUUUCACCUUUUUUUUUGGACAGCAUAAAAUCCAGAUCAGUCUUUUUAAAUUAAUUCCUCCUGGUUCUCUCUGCACUCAGUCCCGCUGAAUGAAACCGAAAAACCCAGAAAAUCAAACCCAUGGUUUUGAAGUGCAGAAAGUUAGAAGUGAAAUAUCUGAGGUGAUUUUCAUUUCCUUACAGAAAGAGAAAUUUGUUAAUGUGACAUUUUUGUAAACCAGAAAAGCACUUUAUAAAAUUUAUAUAUGAAAUGAAAAAUACUGCAAUGCACUAUAUGAUAUAUAAUAUAAUAUAAUAUAAUAUAAUAAGAACUUCUGAAUAAACCACUGGUGAGUCUGAUGACUUGAUGUCCUACUUCCUGUGAAUGUUUUCACUCUAAAGUGUAGAUGAAACAAAUGGAAAAGAAGAACGUUUACAUCCUAACGAACAGAACUCGUUAACCUUAAUGCACUUCUGAUGCUGAUUUUAUGUCUAAAUGUGUUUUUAUUUGUCCAAUCAGAGAUGUAGAAAUGUGCACAUGCAUGUGUGUAGUCCUUUUUUUUUUUUUUUUUUUUAAUAACUUUUUUUCAUUGUCAUGUAAUGUUCUGAAUGAAAUUGUUUGCCGUGGAACUGGAUGUUUUUUGGGGGAAAAAAAAUCAGUAUAAAGGUCAUCCCUCAGUAAA
Molecule: messenger RNA, 4715 nt
Organism: Hemibagrus wyckioides
Lineage: Eukaryota; Metazoa; Chordata; Actinopteri; Siluriformes; Bagridae
Gene: stat2
Product: signal transducer and activator of transcription 2
Exons: 24
Coding region: 220-2682 (820 amino acids)
Biological process (GO): regulation of cell population proliferation; defense response; cell surface receptor signaling pathway via JAK-STAT
Molecular function (GO): RNA polymerase II cis-regulatory region sequence-specific DNA binding; DNA-binding transcription factor activity, RNA polymerase II-specific
Source: RefSeq, a predicted model, not a curated record